This is a messenger RNA of Diaporthe amygdali, 1104 nucleotides long. Its product is annotated as nad dependent epimerase dehydratase. Gene Ontology annotation, molecular function: oxidoreductase activity, acting on the CH-OH group of donors, NAD or NADP as acceptor. Lineage: Eukaryota; Fungi; Ascomycota; Sordariomycetes; Diaporthales; Diaporthaceae. The record is from RefSeq and is a predicted model, not a curated record. Bases 1 to 1104 code for a protein of 367 amino acids. The transcript has a single exon.
AUGGCUCAAGGCAAAGUUCUCCUCACUGGCGCGACCGGCUUCCUCGGCUCUGCCAUCCUCAUCGACAUCCUGAAGGCUGGCUACACAGUCCACAUAGCCGUCCGGAGCGACUCCAAGGCUAAGUUUGUGCGAGAAGCAACCCCCAUCGCCUCGCUGGGCAAAGACUCGGCCUGCAAGUUCUUCAUCGUGCCGGAUCUCACGGCAGAAGGGUGCCUGGAUGACGCCGCAGCCGGCACGGACCUGGUCGUCCAUUGCGCCAGCCCUACACCGUUCACGGACGGAGAUGUGGAAAAGAACGUCGUCGUCCCAGCGGUCAAUUGCACGCUGCGAGCUCUGGAAAGCGCCCAGAAGGCUGGAACAGUGAAGAGGGUGGUGGUGCUGUCGUCGCUGGGCGCGUUCGCCGGGCCCGAAUUAGUCGGAGGCACAUAUGUCCCAGAAGAGGAGAUCUUCCUGGGCGACAAGCCAAACGAUGACUUCGGGCCACCGUACUACAGCCCCUUGGUUGGUUACUGCGCGGCAAAGACAGCCGCCCUGAAACAAUCGCUCAAGUGGAUGGAGAAGGCUGUUGCGGAGGGAAGCGUCAACUUCGACAUGAUCAACCUGGCGCCAUGUUACAUCUUCGGAAAGGUGCCACUGGCGACUAGCAUGGCCGAUGUCUGGGGGACGAGCAACUCGGUGUUGCUGCCUCUGUUGACAGGCGCAAGCCUGUCGAAGGAUGGCGGACCCAACCCUCAGACACUGGCCGGCGGCUUGCUUGUUGACGACUUGGUGGAUGUCGUGCACAAGAGCCUGGAACUGGAUAAUGUCAAGACGCCGGAGUCAGGGCCCAGCAAGCACAUUGUCACUUAUGUACAGGCGGCCAGGUUCAAGUGGAACGACAUCUUCCCGAUUGUUUCGAGAAAAUGGCCCGAGGCCGUAGAGAAGGGUCUUAUCAAAGGCGACGGCGACUACCCCACGAAAGCGAACAUCAACUUUGCCAUGGAGGAGUUCACCAAAAAUUACGGCAACUUCAAGGUCAAGGGUAUUGAGGGGAUUCUUGACGCGACCGUUCCGUACUAUCUGGAGAUGAUGGAGAAGGAUAAGUCUGUGCCGGCCGCUGCUUGA